UCUGUGAGCCCUUUAGCCGCAGUCUUCAAUUUCACUGGAUUGAUAGGGGUAUAUCUAUUUUUUCUUAUUUCGUUGGCUGUCUAACGCCAACACCAAGCUCUUUUGUGCCCCCUUGGAAGCUGUAUAAAGGGAAGCUGAAUCGGAUGGUUUCCUGAAUAUGUAAGAGGGAAGGAAUGUUUCAAAACAUCUGGUAGAACGUAAGGUUGAGAUUUGUGCCCGCUUGAAAGAGUAGAGGACAAGAAAGUUCUUGGGGAGCAAGGAUCGUGUUCUUGAAUCCAAUACUUUGUCGUUUCAGAUUAUACAAGGGUGUUCGAGUGACUGAAUCCCUAAUCAAUUUCACGCUCUCUUUUGCUACUCCCAGCUCUGCAAUUAGACCGAUUCACUGAAGUUAUCGUUCUAUACUAUUUGGUGUGAGUGAGUCAGCUCUGGUUUCAUCUUGGAAAGAUGAGUUUUACUCCUGCUCUUCCGCUAGCUUUGUGUCCCAAAUAUUGGUGCAAGGAAUGGGAGGUUGAUCCACAGUUAGGUUUUGGUAUUUUUUGGUCCAAAGUUGGUUAUGAAGUGACUGUUUCAAAGUGGUGCAGAGAACUAAAACCCUCAGUCAGAGAUAUCCAUACUCACCAGAUAGGAACCCAAUGGCUCUAUGGAGAGCUCGUGCAGCUUUAUCACCUCUCUUGAACAGGCUUUUGCAACCUGCGUCUUUCCCCUCUGUCAACAAUGCUUUCCGUGGUUUCUCUACUAACAUAUGCAGCUGAUACUUCAUUGCGGGACAAGAUGAUGAAACAAAUGGCUCAUCUUGAUAUCAAUGCACAAGUAGGGACUUGCAUGCCUCUGGCUUCUAUGCGUAUAGGCACAUUAAUCUACAACAUCGAGAUGAACCCAGGUCAAGGUGGGAAAUUGGUUCGGGCUGCAGGAAGUUGUGCCAAGAUCUUGAAAGAGCCAACAUCCAAGUACUGUUUGGUGAAACUUCCUUCAGGAGCAGAAAAAUUGAUUGAUUCUCAGUGCCGGGCCACAAUUGGCAGAGUCUCAAACCCUGGCCAUAAUACUCGCACACUUAGGAAGGCUGGCCAGAGCAGAUGGUUAGGUCGAAGACCAGUUGUUCGUGGAGUGGCUAUGAACCCAGUUGAUCAUCCUCACGGUGGAGGUGAGGGUCGGAGCAAAAGUAGUGGGUCCUUUGGAAGGGUGUCACAAACACCAUGGGGCAAGCCAACUAAAUGUGGCAGGAAUCAAGAACGCAAGCGCAAUGGCAAAUUUAAAUGAUCUAUUUCUGUGGUUCCUCGUUUUGGACCUAGCAUAUAGCAGGCAGCUGUGAUUUCAGGUCGAGAAAGUGUUUAGCUUUAUUUCAUUACAUGAGGGCUUAGCAUGUCACAUUUGGUGAUGCAGUGUUUUUCUUUCACAGCUGGGAGAUUUGCAGAGGCUCACCUGGACAAAUAAACCAGGAUUGUUUCUUAACAGGUUGGUAUUUGCGUAUUUUUAUAUGAAUCUUUGAUUAUCAUCUGUUAAGCUAAAUCUUUAGCUUCAUUGUAUUUCUCAAGACAAGUAACAGAUGAGAUUUUUUUCGUAUAAACUAGUAUAAGAAAACUCUCCACCAGAAGAUUUUUGGAA
Molecule: messenger RNA, 1602 nt
Organism: Manihot esculenta (cassava)
Lineage: Eukaryota; Viridiplantae; Streptophyta; Magnoliopsida; Malpighiales; Euphorbiaceae
Product: 60S ribosomal protein L2, mitochondrial
Exons: 6
Coding region: 715-1257 (180 amino acids)
Biological process (GO): cytoplasmic translation
Cellular component (GO): ribosome; large ribosomal subunit
Molecular function (GO): transferase activity; structural constituent of ribosome; RNA binding
Source: RefSeq, a predicted model, not a curated record